This is a messenger RNA of Penicillium angulare, 894 nucleotides long. Its product is annotated as major royal jelly protein. The transcript has 2 exons. Lineage: Eukaryota; Fungi; Ascomycota; Eurotiomycetes; Eurotiales; Aspergillaceae. Bases 1 to 894 code for a protein of 297 amino acids. The record is from RefSeq and is a predicted model, not a curated record.
AUGGCCGCACCCCAAAUCGUGGAGCUUCGCGACGACAAUUCUACAGUGUUGUACCCCAACACGGAAUGGAAUUCAUAUAACUCGAGCGAUCCUAAGUCGAUUCCUCUUACAACCUUUGUCAACGUUGACGCAAAACUUGUCGGCGUGAAUUUGACCACGAAUGCUGUUGAUAAACUCUACUACCUGGACGAUACACAAGCCAUCGACCGUGGACUUGAUGAUGUCCGCUUUAGCGCUUCGGGAGAGAUCGCAUAUCUUAGCGACAUAGCAGGUGCUCUCAUUGUACUCAACUUGACAACAGGGCAUAAUGUCCGUGUUCUGACAAAUUCCACCACGGCUGAAGCCUUAUUUCCGAUUAUGUACAAUGGUACACUGGUUCCUGGUAGCGUUGGCCCAGGAAGUGUGUCGACAGCUGGUCUAGAUCAAAUUGAGGUCUCCCCCGAUGGCACUUAUCUAUACUACCAACCCUGUAAUGGUGGUAUGCACCGUAUCAAGACAUCCUAUGUCGACUCUGUCUUAACCAAUGCUACCAUGGCUGCAACUCUUGGAGCCUAUGCCGAGCCUUUUGCCCUGACACCUUCCACUGGGGGUACUACUAUCGACGCUGAUGGAAAUAUUUACGCUAGCGAUACCAACAUGCUUGCCAUUUGGAAGAUAACCCCAUCUGGCCACUGCAGUAUCCUCUUUCAUAGCGACAAGCUUCUCUGGACCGAUCUCAUGUGGAUUACAGCCGAUAAGAAGCUCUGGCUGCCGGCUUUUCAGAUGCGCCCUGGCGGUGACGGUCUUAUGGCCACGGGCCCCAACUAUAUUUUUACCUAUUCAAUUAAUGCAGGGCCCUCGCCUAUUGAUCAUGUAGAGCUCGUCGGCAAUCCACGGCUUGUGGUGUGUACUUAA